This is a messenger RNA of Chanos chanos (milkfish), 1474 nucleotides long. RefSeq names its product KH domain containing, RNA binding, signal transduction associated 1b (gene khdrbs1b). Bases 159 to 1226 code for a protein of 355 amino acids. The record is from RefSeq and is a predicted model, not a curated record. Gene Ontology annotation, biological process: regulation of alternative mRNA splicing, via spliceosome. The transcript is spliced from 10 exons. NCBI's taxonomy places the organism in Eukaryota, Metazoa, Chordata, Actinopteri, Gonorynchiformes, Chanidae. Gene Ontology annotation, molecular function: mRNA binding; poly(A) binding. Gene Ontology annotation, cellular component: nucleus.
UUGCGACUGAACAACCCGGUCAUUUGCCGACACGGUGUCGUACCACGCUAUUCAUGCAAACCGAAAUUAAUCCUCACAAAGUGGAUAUCUUGUAGUUGUGUUACCGGACGUUUUCCAACACAGCUUGGUUGCUGUAUUAACUUAUUUACAAACUCAAAAUGGAGAAUGAAAGCAAAUAUCUCCCACAGCUCUUGGCAGAGAGAGACAGUCUGGAUGCAUCGUUCACACAUGCAAUGAAACUUCUAAAUGCAGAAAUUGAGAGGAUUCAGAAAGGAGAACCAGAGAAAGAAGCAGACGCCUACCUGGACCUAUUUACAACGAAAAACAUCAAACUGAAGGAGAGGGUUUUGAUCCCAGUCAAACAAUAUCCAAAGUUUAACUUUGUUGGAAAGAUCCUGGGGCCUCAAGGGAACACAAUCAAGCGUCUGCAGGAAGAGACGGGAGCCAAGAUCUCGGUCCUCGGCAAGGGAUCCAUGCGAGACAAGACAAAGGAGGAGGGGUUGAGGAAAAGUGGAGAGCCCAAAUACGCCCAUUUAUCCAUGGAACUACACGUCUUCAUCGAGGUGUUUGCCCCGGUACCAGAGGCAUACCUGCGCAUGGCUCACGCCAUGGAAGAAGUCAAGAAGUUUCUCUUUCCAGUUGAUAUGAUGGACGAUAUUUGUCAGGAGCAGUUUAUGGAGAUGAAGUAUUUGAACGGCGGUCAGGAUCACGGGGCCAGAGGCAGAGGGGGCCCACCCGUCAGAGGCCGCGGGGCACCGCCGCCCCCCUCCGUGGCACCCAGGGGUCGAGGCAUGCCGCUUCGAGGAGGCGCUCUUCGUGGUGGCCCGCCCAGAGGAGGAGCAGUUAGGGGAGCCCUGGCAGGAAGGGGCGGACCCCCAGCCCAGCCAACCAGGGGGGCGGCGGCCACGCGCGCCCGUCCUCCCGCCCCCGGCCCGCAGAGGAUGCCCCCGCCUCCCCCGCACCCUCCAGCCCAAGAGACCUACGAUGAAUACGCCUAUGACGACACCUACACAGAAUCAGGUUACGAGUCAUAUGACAACUACUACAGUCAAUCACAGGCAGAACCAGAGUACUACGACUACGGGCAUGGAGAGACCCAGGAGACAUAUGAAGGCUAUGGUCAGGAUGACUGGAACGGGACGCAGCGUCCAGCGGGCGGUGGGAAAGCCCCCCCUGUGAGACCGGCCAAGCCGGGGUACCGGGAACACCCCUACGGACGAUACUAAACCUGACAAGCGGAACGUCACUCUUAACGUGUCACCAUGACAACUGUCUACCACGGCAGCUCACGCUUUAAGCAACCCGACAAAAGUAAUUGUCCAUUUUUUUCGGUUUUUCAUUUUUCUACUCUGGACGUUUUUUUAAAGGAAAAAAACCAACCAAAUGGCAUCUGAAUGCUUCGAGAAAAGACUUAGAAAGUUUUAAAUGGGUUAGAUGUAUAAAAAAAAAAAACGGAGCUAUUUUUUUGGUUUGA